This is a messenger RNA of Hemiscyllium ocellatum (epaulette shark), 3243 nucleotides long. It is a transcript of the gene eya1, whose product is annotated as EYA transcriptional coactivator and phosphatase 1. Gene Ontology annotation, biological process: cell differentiation; multicellular organism development; negative regulation of extrinsic apoptotic signaling pathway in absence of ligand. The transcript has 18 exons. The record is from RefSeq and is a predicted model, not a curated record. Gene Ontology annotation, molecular function: protein tyrosine phosphatase activity. The coding region runs from base 432 to 2189 and encodes 585 amino acids. Gene Ontology annotation, cellular component: nucleus. Lineage: Eukaryota; Metazoa; Chordata; Chondrichthyes; Orectolobiformes; Hemiscylliidae.
AAGGUACAUUGCUUAGAGCACUGACUUAAGUGAGGGUUGGUGCUGGUAGCUGUGUACUCCCAAGUGUCAUUUCCGAUUCUAAGUCUUCCUGUCAAAGUCCACUGUGGGUUUUUUUCCCCCCUCUUUGUAGAAACUGCUAAACUCAGACAUUCCCCAGUCAGAGUCUGCAGUGGUGACUGGAGUGCACUAACCCAGCUCUGCUCCAACCUUCUCAACUGCUACUAUGUUAUUUGCAUACAACUUGGACAAUUGGUGUAUUGAGUACAGAGUUUCACAUUAUUUGGAAAAAGGAUUACACUGGGAAAUGAUGGUUUAUUGAAUUCAGAAGCUUGAAGGGCAUCGAGAAGAGUUCGGGAGGCUUUGCAUUUAAGCUGCUGUGAAAAAAAACUCGACCUGAUUCCAAUGUUUCAGAUCUGCCAGGUUCCAGGUCUAUGGAAAUGCAGGAUCUAGCCAGUCCACACGGCCGCCUGAGUGGAAAUAGUGAAUCUCCCAAUAGUCCCAAACUUGACAACUCCUGCAUCAAUAAUAAUUCCAUGACACCAAAUGGCACUGAAGUGAAAACAGAACCAAUGAGCAACAGUAAUAUUGUCACGACAUCAACAGAUGGGUCUUUAGACAAUUUCUCAGAAUCAGCAAUCGGUAGCGGCUUUAGCCCAAGACAAACUCAUCACUUCUCUCCUCAGAUUUAUCCUUCCAACAGCAGGUCAUAUCCACAUAUUCUUCCCACACCUUCAUCACAAACCAUGGCAUCAUAUGGACAGUCACCGUACACUACAGGAAUGCAACAAGCAUCAAUUUAUGCAACAUAUCCACAAUCAGGACAGCAUUAUGGAAUCCCAUCAUAUGGCAUCAAGACCGAAGGUGGAUUGACUCAAUCACAGUCAUCUGGCCAAACGGGAUUUCUGAGUUAUGGUUCAAGUUUAAGUGCACCUCAACCAGGCCAAGCCCCUUACAGUUACCAAAUGCAAGGGGGAUGUUUUACAUCAGCAUCAGGAAUUUACACAGGAAGCAAUUCUCAGACAAACUCCACAGGCUUCAACAAUUCACAUCAGGAAUAUUCUUAUGCAGGCUUUGGCCCAGGACAAUAUGCACAGUAUUAUAACAAUUCUGCGUACCCUUCUCCUUAUUUGACAAGCAACAAUAGCAAUCCAACAACUCCUUCAACUACUACAACAUACCAGCUCCAAGAUUUAUCAACUGUUACGAGCCAAGCCGUUACAGAUUCUGCUGCAGGAGAGUUUGGUACAAUUCACAGCUCGUCAACAUCCACUAAAGAUUCAGAAUUGGAUCGAUUGCGUCGAGUUUCAGAUGGAAAGUCACGUGGCAGAGGCAGAAGAAAUAAUAACCCUUCACCUCCCCCAGACACUGACCUUGAGCGAGUGUUCAUAUGGGACUUGGAUGAAACAAUAAUUGUUUUUCACUCCUUGCUAACGGGGUCCUAUGCAAAUAGAUACGGAAGGGAUCCACCUACAUCAGUGUCACUUGGGCUGCGAAUGGAAGAAAUGAUCUUCAACCUCGCAGACACACAUCUGUUUUUUAAUGAUUUAGAAGAAUGUGAUCAAGUUCAUAUCGAUGAUGUAUCAUCAGACGAUAAUGGGCAGGAUUUGAGCACUUAUAACUUUGCUACAGAUGGCUUUCAUGCUGCAGCAACUAGUGCAAAUCUUUGCCUAGCAACUGGUGUUCGUGGAGGAGUUGAUUGGAUGCGGAAGUUAGCUUUUCGCUAUCGACGAGUAAAAGAAAUAUAUAACACCUACAAGAAUAAUGUUGGAGGUCUCGUUGGCCCGACGAAAAGGGAAUCCUGGUUACAAUUACGAGCAGAAAUUGAAGCUUUGACAGACUCCUGGUUAACAGUUGCACUGAAAGUUCUCACACUCAUUCACUCAAGGUCAAACUGUAUAAAUAUUUUAGUAACAACAACACAAUUGAUACCUGCUCUUGCCAAAGUCUUGCUGUAUGGAUUAGGAAUUGUUUUUCCAAUUGAAAACAUAUAUAGUGCAACUAAAAUAGGGAAAGAAAGCUGCUUUGAACGUAUAAUUCAAAGGUUUGGCAGAAAAGUAGUAUAUGUUGUUGUGGGAGACGGUGUGGAAGAAGAACAGGCAUCUAAAAAGCACACCAUGCCCUUCUGGAGGAUCUCAAGCCACUCUGACCUUAUGGCCUUACAUCAUGCCCUGGAAUUGGAAUACUUGUAGCAGUACUUUGAAAUGUAGCUCUCCACCUUCACUGUUUGUAGACUACAAUAUUUCUGUGUCUUCUGGCAGCUUCUGACUCCAAACCGUGUGACGUGCCCCAAGUGUUGACAGGCAGCUGCAAUUUGUCUUAACCCUUGACCAAUCUUUAAAUGGAGGCAAAUUAAUCUAUGGCAAAGCUUCUGAUGGCUCACAAGACUGUGGAGGUUAUACAAUGAAAGGCCAUUAUAAUGUUCAACAGCCCUGUUACUGCUACAGUACUACAACAAAAUGGAUCUGAAAAUGUGAAGAUUUUGGAUCUGAAAAGAUGCUUAGCUCUUACCAGUUAUAUGGCCUUCACAACAAGUAGGAUGGAUAACGCUUUAAGCAUUGACAGUCAUCAAUCUAUUGCCUCUGUAAAGAAAACAAUACAUUUCUACCAGAAGGAAUUUAAAACUUACACUGAAAACUGAGUUAGACAAAUGCUAGCGGCAUCUUAUACUUGUGGAGGAGUUUUGUUUCCUUACUGAUAUCCAGGGUUGUUUUAUUAUUUAUGAACUGACUAUUGUAUUUUAACAUCAUUUAUGAAGGUACUUAAAUUAGAAUUUUUUUGCCGUUUGACACCAGGAACAUGUUUGAUUCUGUCAAGUCACAAAGCGGUUUACAGAGAAUUUGUUCUCUUAUAAUUUAAGAUAACUUCAGUUUGCUAAGACAAUCGUGUACAGAAAAUGUCAUUUUGUGUAAAUUUGUAUUCAGCAAUUCUUUUACAUAUUGUUAAGGCAGAUGCAAUUGAAUGGGAACAAUGCCUUGUUUGUGAAGUGUCGAGAGGCAUUGUGUGCACAUAAAACAGUGCUGUGCCUUAUCAAAAUGCUGGUGUGUUAAAGUGCAACUUUUUGUUGGGUAAAUAUGUAGAUAAUGGAAUUUUUGUGAUUAUUUUGUAAAGACCAAAAGCUUGAAUGUCAAGUGUCAAGAUUUACUCCUUUUUCUGUAGCUUUCUCAUUCCCCCAAAUAACUUGUAUCCGUCUUUCUGCAAACAAAUAAAUGAAAUAUUCUAAUUGAAUAAAGUCAAAAAUAAUUC